Paraglomus occultum is the source of this 2193-nucleotide messenger RNA. The record is from the annotation of a GenBank genome assembly. NCBI's taxonomy places the organism in Eukaryota, Fungi, Glomeromycota, Glomeromycetes, Paraglomerales, Paraglomeraceae.
AUGGACGAGAACAAAUCUCAGCCUCUCCAUGUCACAGGAAUACUCGUAUAUCGUAUACAGCGUCAAGUCGAAUUCUUAUUGUUAAACGAUACUUUCGGUCAUAAAAAGUACUGGUCUGCUCCCAAGGGGGAAGUCAUUGGUCAGGAAGACGAGUUAAAAUGCGCACUCCGUAAUACUACAGAACUAACCGGGCUGUCAGUAAGAGAUUUAAACAUAAUUGACAAAGACAACUUUAGAGCGGAAAUUAAGUAUUUAGCUGGAACAAGACCAAAACGUGUUGCAUAUUAUCUUGCCCAAGCCUCAGAUCAUGUUCGCGUAUUUACCGCUAGCGAGGGACUCAAUUUUGCGUGGUUUCCUCUCAAUGUGGCGGUUGAAAAAGUCAUCUAUCGAAGUAUGCAGGAUGUUAUCAAACAGGCAUCGGCUUUUAUUGAGAGCAAUAAACUCACAAGGUCCUCAGAGGCGCCUGCACGACAACGCCCUCCAAAAAGUCCAUUCAUCAGCGAUAGGCUAGAAACUCGAAUGAAAAACCUGAAUUUGGCUCUUCCCUUAGAUUCACAACGUCAGGCCAUGUCCAGGCAGAGACUCGAGCUUGCGCGAGAACAGCGUCAACAUCACCGUACGGAAAAACUGGGUAAUGGUUUUGUUUCUCCUCUUCAGUCUCCCGUGAUGACGUACGACAACCCAUUAUACAAAACUCGCUUGUGCGAGAGAUUUGAAACCGAAGGGUUUUGUCCAUACGGACCGAAAUGUACGUUCGCUCACGGUACUAACGAAUUAAGAGAAAGACCAACAUCAGAGGAAAAAACUGGUUCUCCUCCAACUGCAAGGGAUGGUCCUGAGAACCCAUUGUACAAGACACGACUCUGCGAACGGUUUAUGAAGGAGAAUUUCUGUCAAUACGGACCGAAAUGCAAUUUUGCUCACGGAGAGCACGAACUAAGAGAGCGACCACAAAGUUCCGCUCCUCAUCGCGAUAAUGGCGACCAGCUUAACCAUCAUCCAGUUAUGACCGAACAGUCUCAGAAGACUGUAGACCAGUCACAUAAACAACAAUUUGGAUACCAUAUGUCUUCGCAAAACUUUCAGCAUGCGCAAAAUAGCACACAGCAAGGUCAGCAGCUCUCUCACCAUCUUCCACCUACGCCGACUACGCCUCAAUUUCAGCAUGGUUAUCAAGCAACUGGUGAACAGCGCCAACAUCAAUUGCGCACAUACCGUUCAAAUGAAUUCGAUAGAACGUCAUCUUCUGCAUCGACGUUUAUUCGCUCUGAAAUGCCGAAUAACAUUUUUGGUCGUAUAUCUGUAUUAUCGCAAUCCGAUUCUAUGCGUCCUAUACCAGCGGCUCCCCUCACUCCGCCUGCCAGUUCCCACGAUUUGUCUUCUGAUAACGAUUAUCCUAAAGAUGAUUUGCGUUCAAGGCAUACUGAUCAUAGCAGUGCAAACGGAGACACUGACCCGCGAGUAGAUAGAACUCACAAAAAUCCCGUUGAGCAAAAGGAAAAAAAGGAUGAUAAGGACCAUAAGGAGCAGAAGGAGGUAUCGUCUGUUCAGUCUUCUUCAUCAUCACCAAAGACCAGUAACAAUGGUCGACGACGAGUAGCUGACAACGAUACAAUUGGUGAUAAGAAGUGGAUUGUUGAAUACUCUGAUGACGACUUUGAUAAGCUCAGGCCGGCCAAAAAAACAGAGUCAUCAAAAUCUAAUUCGGAUAAACAAUCGCAUGAGGACAGUCUGAUAAACGAGAUGAAACGGAUGUUUGCCCAGUCUGAAGAACAGUCUAGGACUAUUUCGGAUGAUAUAAAAGAUAUCACUCGAUUCGAAAUACGACAUGAUUUGAGCAAACAUCAACUGUUUGUUGUACUAAUUCGGAGCUUGUAUGAAGAUGCGACUUGGGAAAAAGUAAACAAAGAUUUGGUUAAGAGAGAGAAGCUGUUCAAAAAAUUUGUCGAUUCGAGUCAGGAUCAAAUAGCUUUCCUUCGCUCGUGGGAGAAGUUUUUACUGCAACAUAAUCGACGUCUGACGAGUAAGGCGCCUAUCUUAUUUAAAAUGUUUUAUGAUCAUGAUUACGUCGAAGAAGAUUCCGUUUUGGAUUGGUAUGGACAGAAUAGCGAAUCAAACGAAGUUAGGAAGAAAUGUGAGAUUUUUGUCAAUUGGUUAAAGAAUGCCGAGGAAGAGGAGUCCGACGCGGUCUAA